ACACAUUCGAUCAAGCUAAACCAUUCAUCAGCUGGUCUGCCAAGUAGAGGCCGUAUUUAAGAACUUAAAAGCAACCUCAAUAUUUUCUUCUGUUUAGUACAAGACAGGUCUUGUGUUUUCACGCCUCGAACAAAAUGCAGUUGAUCCGCUUCGUCACCCUGCUCGUCAGCUUGGUCUUGCUUCCGGCCGUUACGUUGGCUAGCUGCCAUUUCAAGCACUACGCUCCGCGGAACAAAACGGCUCUUGCUGCAUGUAUUCCGAGUAUGAAGGCCUCCCGAGUAGAUAAUUCAAACUGUGGUAAUGUGAAAUGGUACUUGUCUCAAAGUGCUUGGUCGAAUACCGAAGACUGCUUCAACCUAUGCGCCGCUUGUCUUUCCAGUGGUAUCUCCGCUGGCGCUUCCGAGGUGUCUUGUCGCCAACGAAAGCUGUUUGCACAUUGUCAUGUCGGAUUCUUUUAAAGAAAAACAAAAACUUCCCGAUCUCCAUGUGCGGGGUGCAUGUUCUCUUCUUGUUACCAAAGCUUUUUCUAUCAUUAUUUUGUUUCUCCUGAGUUCUCGCUUGGCAGCUUAUCUGCUCCUAGUUCUCUCUGCUUCUUUUUCACUUCUUUCUUUCUCGCGCUUGUAGCCUCCAUUCAUUCUUUGUCAUGUGGGCUUCCUUACAUUAGCUUACAUUUCAUAAAUUGCAUUGCACGCCUUGUUCAAGAUUAUAGCACAUGAGCUGGAAGAGUUCUUUUUUCAUCCAUCCAAAUAUUCACUUGACAUCCAACCAGACAGGAAUGUAUAAAAGCCAAAUGGAGGAAUUCCUGUCAAUAUCUGUAGACCCUACA
Molecule: messenger RNA, 826 nt
Organism: Puccinia graminis f. sp. tritici CRL 75-36-700-3
Lineage: Eukaryota; Fungi; Basidiomycota; Pucciniomycetes; Pucciniales; Pucciniaceae
Exons: 3
Coding region: 135-458 (107 amino acids)
Source: RefSeq, a predicted model, not a curated record